ACAGGGGUAAAGAAAAAGUCCUUUUAAAGCGCCAACACACGCACACUCAGUCCGUUAUUUUUUGCGUUUUUGAAGUUGAUUUCUACAUUAUGAACUUCUCUCUAAAACAGGAGUCUUGUUUUUCUGUGCAAGGUAACAAACUCUGGUAAGCCCGUUUAACUCUCUAAAUAGGCUAUAAAAAGAUAACCAGCGGUUUAUUACUGCGCUAAAAUGCCUACUGAACUAAAGCAGAGGAGGAAGACGCAGGCACAGAAGCAAAGCGAUGAACCAUCAGAAGGCUCAAACGGGAAAGAAGAAACGCAGAAAGUGAAGACUGAAGCAGGAGACAAGACAGGAGCGAGCAAAACGUCCUCGGGCCUGGACAUUAGAAGUGUAAUGUGCUUGUUGUCGCUCGCAGCUUGCGGGGCUCUGAGCUGGUUGGUGCUGCAGCAGAAUGAGAAGUUUUCCCAGAUUGAGGAAAAAUACAGAUCUCUACACGGAAAAACUUCCAGUCUGUUCGACAUGGAGGAGGAGAUUGUCAGAGUUUCCAAAAAGCUUGCCGCCUCUGAGGAUGACCUACAGGAUGCGGUCUCCACCAUCUCCCUGGUGACAAAACUCCAGCAGGACAUCUCCACCCUCCAUGCUGCUGUCACGACAAUACAGGCUGAUGAAAGCUCUGCCUCCCGUGAUCUGGAGAAGGUCAACGCCCACUUCCUCAACGUGACCGAGACGUGGCAAGAGAGUCUGGCAGCCAUCACCACCGAUCUCACCUCACUCAAGGCCGAGUCCAGGGACACUCAUGCAGGAGCCACAGAGCGGGUGAAUGAAGCCGAGCGGAGAAUCCGUUCACUGGCGGAGAGGCUGGAGGAGCUCAAGGACAGCACAAAGAGGAACGCCCGAGCUCUGGAGCGCACAGAGGAGGACGACGUCAAGCGAGCGCAGGAUCAGCUGGACUGGAACACCAAGCAGAUCCACAAGCUGGAGGAGCAGAUCGGCAUCCUGAACAAGAGGGAGGCCGAGCUAAGCUCUCAGCUCCAGGAGCACAUUCCCCGUGCGAGGGCCUGCGAAGAGCAUCUGCCGGAGGUAGAAGAGGCGGUGCGCUCCAUCCUCAAACUGGGUGGAGAUCUGAGCGGGAUGGAGAAGAGGCUGGAGGAGGUGACCUUGCAGGUGUUCGGCACCGAGGACAGCAUGCUGAAAGCAACAAAUGAAAUCCUCGAGAUCAGACAGGAGCUGGACACCCUGCAGGCUCAAAACAGCAUCAUGAAGAUGAAAAAUGAGUUGUCCGUGGUUAAAGAGGCGGUCCGUGAACUCACCAUGGUGUUGAGGGAAAGUGGGGUUGACAGCCAAAUGAACUCUGACGCUCUGGAGGAAGUGGAAUGGAAUGAGGAGGAGGAAGAGUGGGAGAAAGAUGAAGAGGAUAAAUUGACCGAGCCUUUUCUUGAUGACCUCACGGAAUGAUGUCAUUGUUGUUGUUUUUUUGUCCACUAGGAAAAAUGAGUAGGAAUGUCCUGUUUAACUGUAGGCUGUAAACCCCUUAAGUUGAGUUUAGUAGUAUCUCUGUAAACUUUGUACCUCACUUUAAUGUCAGAAAACUAGCCUGAUGUCACCACGAGCUCAUUAAAACACUGCACUGUAUUACAGAAGUCGGAUACAUUUACCUUUGUGCACCAUUUUAUUAAAUAUGCCCGACUACUCUCAAGGUAUCCAUAUGCACUGAUACAGUUUUAAAGCAUUAAAUGUGCCAGUCUUUGUUCA
Molecule: messenger RNA, 1734 nt
Organism: Pundamilia nyererei
Lineage: Eukaryota; Metazoa; Chordata; Actinopteri; Cichliformes; Cichlidae
Gene: ikbip
Product: IKBKB interacting protein
Exons: 3
Coding region: 211-1437 (408 amino acids)
Source: RefSeq, a predicted model, not a curated record